AUGUAUUAUAGGGACCCAAGUAGCUUAAACCUUAAAUCAGAUUGUGAGGGACUUGCAGGGAAUUGGGGAAGUGGGGCUAUGUCAGUUGGGCAAUCAUUAGUAUUGGACUGUGAGAAGGGAGAGCUAGUGAAAACUUUAGGCAAAACAGGGAAGAAGAGGGGUGUUUCAGAGGCGAAAACAGUUGCCGCUUUGAAGAGCCAUAGCGAGGCUGAGAGGAGGAGGAGAGAGAGGAUUAAUGCUCAUUUGGUGACGCUUCGAGGUCUUGUACCUGGGGAAGAAAAGAUGGACAAAGCUACAUUACUUGCGGAAGUUAUCAGCCAAGUGAAACAAUUGAAGAAAACCGCAAAACAAGCCAGUGAAGAUCUACACAUUCCAACAGAUUCAGAUGAAGUUAAAGUUGAAGAACUUGAUGAGGAUGCAGUAGAUGGAUCUUUCUCCUUUAGGGCUUCUAUUUGUUGUCAUUACAGGCCGGAUCUCCUGUCUGAUACAAGGCAGUGUCUCAAUGUGCUUCCUGUAGAUUUGGCAAAUGUCGAGAUCUCUACUCUGGAAGGUCGGGUGAAGAUUGUGUUCUUAUUGACUGGCAGAAGAGACAACAUGAAUAACAGUGCUGAAGCUCGGGAGCUUACAGCGAGUUCUAUUCACGGGGCUUUGAGUUGUGUAGUGGAUCAGUCGUCUGCGUCAGAAGAAUUAUCUCAACUCAUGCUUCCACACAAGAGGCGAAGGGUUAGCUAUCUCGACUAG
Molecule: messenger RNA, 741 nt
Organism: Fraxinus pennsylvanica
Lineage: Eukaryota; Viridiplantae; Streptophyta; Magnoliopsida; Lamiales; Oleaceae
Source: the annotation of a GenBank genome assembly